This is a messenger RNA of Owenia fusiformis, 1344 nucleotides long. The record is from the annotation of a GenBank genome assembly. Lineage: Eukaryota; Metazoa; Annelida; Polychaeta; Sabellida; Oweniidae.
AUGGAUGAAGAAUAUGAUGUUAUCGUAUUAGGAACUGGAUUGAAGGAAUGUAUUCUGAGUGUAUUGAUGUCUAUAAGUGGCAAGAAGGUUUUGCAUAUGGACCGGAACAACUAUUAUGGAGCAGAGAGUGCUUCAAUGACUCCGUUAGAAGAUCUAUUCCGGCACUUUAAUAAAGAUGGCGAUGCUUCCAAAUACGGAAGGGGUCGAGAUUGGAAUGUUGACCUUAUUCCCAAAUUCAUUAUGGCAAAGGGUGAGUUGGCGAAGCUGCUGAUCCAUACAAACGUUACCAGGUACCUUGAGUUCAAACAAAUUGAGGGAAGCUAUGUGUAUAAAAAGGGUGGAAAAAUAUACAAAGUCCCAUCAAAUGACAAGGAGGCACUCGGUAGCAGUCUAAUGGGUAUCUUUGAGAAGCGACGUUUUCGCAACUAUCUUUUAUACAAUACCAAUUAUGACGAGAAGGAUGAUAAGACGCAUCAAGGGGUCGACGCCACCAAAUUUACCGCCAAAGAUUUGUACAAGAAAUUCGGUCUUGACCAAAAUACACAAGAUUUUGUUGGUCAUGCUAUAUCUCUAUAUCGAAAUGACGAAUACAUUACACAGCCUGUAUUAGAGCAGAUAAAGAAAAACCAGCUAUACUAUGAGUCCCUGUCUUCCUAUGGAAAAAGUCCUUAUUUGUACCCACUCUAUGGAUUAGGAGAAUUGCCUCAAGGAUUUGCCAGACUUAGUGCUGUCUACGGUGGUACCUAUAUGCUUGAUAAGACAUGCGAUAAAAUCGUUUGUGAAGAUGGCAAGGUAGUUGGAGUGAAAUCUGAAGGUGAAACAGCAAAGUGCAAGAUGGUUAUUUGCGACCCCUCAUAUGUACUCGAGAAAGUCAAGAAAGUUGGUCAGGUUGUGCGAGCCAUCUGUUUGCUGAAUCAUCCAAUUGCAAACGCUGGGAAUUCCUCUUGUCAGAUUAUUAUUCCACAGAAUCAAGUAAACCGGAAAAAUGAUAUCUAUGUUAGCUGUUUGUCGCAUACUGAGGCGGUGGCAUCGGAGGGCUAUUUCAUUGCUCUCGUGGCCACAACGGUAGAGACAGAUUAUCCGGAAGGAGAAUUGUCCCAUGGUCUAAAUCUAUUAGAACCAAUCCUUGAAAAAUUCGUUAGUGUAAGUGACCUGUACGAGCCCACGGACACCGGGGAGAAAAGUCGCAUAUUCAUUUCAUCCUCAUAUGAUGCCACAACUCAUUUUGAAACUACAUCUGACGAUGUAAAGGAUAUGUACAAGCGCAUAACAGGAGAAAACUUUGAUUUCAGUAAAGUCAAGAGUAACUUGGACGAUCAAAAUGAAGGUGAAGAAAAUCAAUAA